AGGCGGGCGGGCCGUCUGCGGCCGCCAUCUUUGUUGAUGUGUCAGCGCCCAGCUGCGGCCGGGAGCUGCCGCAGGAGGAGGAACAACGCGGGGGACCCCGCCGCGGCCAUGGAGGCGCUGCCGCCGCUCUGGCUCCCACCCUCCUAACAAGCGGGAUCGUCACCGAUGAUCCUGGUGUGCAGCUGCCUGCUGGGUUGUCUGACAGUUUAGUGCUUUUAUUUCCUUCUCCAAAGUACCAAAAGUGAUUAGAUUCCUAAAACGGAAGGAUGGAAGAGUGUUUACCGGAAAUACAGAGCAUACUGAAGCCAGUCAAUCUAUCAAAGGAAGACAAUACACCUUCCGGCUCAUCAAGUAAUGAGAGCACAAGCAAGAUUUCUGAAGUGAAGGACUGCUCAGAUGUUGGUUAUACUGGUGAUGAGGAUUCCAGCUUGGAAAGGGAACCUAAAUUGUUGGCAUCAAACUACAAUGUAACAACUAUUGAUGUAAGAGGGGAUGGAGCCAUAAGUGAAGCAAAGGAGCUGCAGCUUUCACCUGAUCGUAGUGGAGGUGGGGAUUCCUGUGCUAAUACAUGUUCUGAAAGGCAAGUAGAAGACUCUGUGAAUGCAGAACACUUGCCUGGUGAAGAUUUUGAACAACAGGUUUCAAAAAGUAAUGGCACAGAACAAUCCCUAAUGGAAAUCCUGCAGGAGCUAAGGGAGGGGUGUGACUUUACGAAAAAAUCUAGCAAUAGAAUCUAUUCUGAAAGCCCUUAUGACACAGACUGCACCAAGAAACUUAUUUCCACAAUACAACAAUCAUCAUCACAGGAGGCUUUGCUAGAAGAAAUAGAAUCUGAACUGUUAGCUACAGAUUUUACGAAAGAGCGUAAGCUCCCAAAUGGAAUGAGGAAGGGUGAACAUGCCUUAGCGACUUUUGAAAAAUGUGUGCAAGAUAAAUACGUCCAACAGGAGCAAACGAUAAAGAAAUUGAUUAAAGAAAACAAAAAGCAUCAGGAACUGAUUUUGGAUAUUUGUUCAGAAAAGGACAAGUUAAAAGAUGAAUUGAAAAAACGAACAGAAACAGAAAAGCAGCACCUCAACAUUAUUAAACAGUUAGAAUCAAGAAUAGAAGAGCUUAAAAAAGAAGUUAAAACUGCUAAAGACAAACUUGUAACACAAGAUGCUGCAGUCAAAAAUACUAUUCAGCAAUUGCAUAAAGAGAUGGCAUUUCGUAUGGACCAGGCAAACAAGAAAUGUGAAGAGGCACGCCAAGAAAAGGAAACUAUGGUGAUGAAGUAUGUUCGAGGAGAAAAAGAGUCUCUAGAUCUCCGAAAGGAAAAGGAGUUACUGGAGAGAAGACUAAGAGAUGCAAAUAAAGAAAUUGAAAAGCACGUGAAUAAAAUCAAACAACUUUCUCAGGAAAAAGGAAGAUUGCACCAGCUCUAUGAAACCAAGGAAGGUGAAGCCACUAGAUUCAACAGAGAAAUAGAAAAAUUGAAAGAAGAAAUCAAUUCUCAUAUCAUCAAAGUAAAAUGGGCCCAAAACAAAUUGAAAACUGAAAUGGAUUCACACAAGGAAACCAAAGAUAAACUCAAAGAUGCAACCACAAAGUUAACUCAAGCAAAAGAGGAGGGAGACCAAAUACGGAAAAACUGCCAAGAAAUGAUAAAAACAUACCAAGUAGGCAUACUUUCUCAUGAGGAGUCAGAAGAAAUUAAAUCAAAUGAAUUGGAUGCAAAGCUCCGAGUAACAAAGGGCGAACUAGAAAAACAAAUGCAGGAAAAGACUGAGCAGCUGGAGGUACACUAUGCCAAAAUAAAAGAACUGGAGGACCUGAAGAGAACAUUUAAAGAGGGUAUGGACGAGCUGCGUACACUAAGAACAAAGGUAAAGUGUCUGGAGGAUGAACGGUUGAGAACAGAAGAUGAAUUAUCAAAGUACAAAGAAAUUAUUAAUCGGCAGAAGGCUGAGAUUCAGAAUUUACUGGAUAGAGUGAAAAUUGUAGAUAAGCUGCAGGAGCAACAUCAAAGAGAUGAACAAGAAAUCGACACCUUGAAGGAAGAACUGGACAGUCUGAACUCUCUGAUUACUGAUCUCCAAAAGGACAUUGAAGGCAGUCGGAAAAGAGAAUCUGAGCUGCUUGUAUUCACUGAAAAGCUAACGAGUAAGAAUGCACAGCUGCAGUCUGAAACCAACUUCUUACAGACCCAGCUCGAUAAGCUUACCUACAGUGAAAGAGAGUUACAGAGUCAGCUGGAACAUGUGAGACAGACUAAAGAUGAUCUGGCAAACAAACUGCAAAAGGAGGAAGAGCUACAUAAACAUGAAGUCCAGACACUGCAGACAGACUUGGCUUCUCAACAGAAAGAACUAACAGCACUGAACACCCAAGUAGAUGAAUUAAAAGACGAGUUGGUUACUCAAAAGCGUAAACAUGUGGCAAAUCUUAAAGACCUCACCAAGCAACUUCAGCAAGCACGAAGGAAAUUGGAUCAGAUUGAAAAUGGCGGCUGUGAUAAGGAAGUUAGCAGUAUGGGGAGUCGUUCCAGCUCAUCAGGGUCCCUUAACGCACGAAGCAGCAACGAAGAUCGCUCGCCUGAGAAUACUGGAUCUUCAGGAGCUGCUGAUAGCUUCCCAGAAGUGGACAAGGCUGUCCUGAUUGAGAGAAUAGUAAGACUACAGAAGGCUCAUGCUCGGAAAAAUGAAAAGAUGGAGUUCAUGGAGGAUCACAUUAAGCAACUGGUGGAGGAAAUCCGGAAAAAAACCAAAAUUAUUCAGAGUUACAUUUUGCGGGAAGAAGCUGGCACACUGUCCUCAGAAGCCUCGGACUUUAACAAAGUCCAUUUGAGCAGGCGCGGUGGCAUCAUGGCAUCCCUGUAUACAUCGCAUCCCGCAGACAGUGGGCUCACAUUAGAACUCUCUCUGGAGAUAAACAGGAAGCUACAGGCUGUGCUAGAGGAUACUUUAUUAAAGAAUAUUACACUUAAAGAAAAUCUGCAGACACUAGGAACAGAAAUAGAACGGCUUAUUAAGCACCAGCAUGAACUGGAACGGAGGAUGAAGCAAGUGUAACAAACUAUGGAACAGUCAGAACAAAGAAACAGGUGCUGCAGACUGUCAUUUUGAAGUUUCUCCUGUAAACCGAGUGUCAACCAAUGGCAGGGCCUAAUCCUGCAGACCUUUAACCACACAAAUUGUCCUUCUAGACGGGAGAGGCUCUCUAAGAUCAGGUGUGAAGGGUGUUUUGCCUCAGCCAUUGAUGAACUUCUCUGUAGGCUACGUUCUUAGAACUCUUCUUUGAAAUUAAGGCAUCCAGAUGCUUUGCGGUGUGCACUACAUGUAGAGUACAUUUCAGUGAGAUUUUAAUUUCUGCACUGUGCAAUUAAGCAGCCUGCUAAUGAUAAAGCUUGCAGGGGAGAAAAAUUGAUUUGCUGUGGAACAUAUCCAGUGCUACUGAGCUUCCAGGGCUUUCAGAAUCUUCUUCCCUACUCUAAGUGUUUGAUAUAUUUAAGUUGAUCAAGCAAUUAACAUAUGCAUGGGAAAGGGGCUUUAUAAUUAACUUUUGUAAAAAUAAUUAAGGACAUGAUGCAUAUUUUACAUCAUGGCUUACCUAGAAACUGAAUAUGAAUUGACUUUUGUGGGGGGUAGGUAAACUAGCAAGAAAUUAGAAUGAGAAACUUCUGCUGCUGAUACUAGGCAUUUUCAGCUAUAUCAGACUGUAUCAGCUCACCAAGUCUUUCAUAAAAUCCACAUCUCUGGACAUAUGAAUCUGAAUAACUUUGAACUCAGGUAGAUUUUGUAAAAUAAGUUUGAUUUUCAAUAUAAAUUAACACAACUUUUAACGUGUGUGAGUUAAGUUGUCCAUUAUUUAUAUACAUACUCCCUUAUUCCAAGACAUUCCAAUCUGUUAAAAAAACAAAACCCUCCCCCCAUUAUGUUUAGUCAUCUUAAUUGUAAGUAUAGCCCAGCUAGUAAAACUGACCGUAAGGUAUAUUUAAACGGUGAAUUGAAAUUUAUUGGUGGAACUGUAGAAGCUGAACAAACAUCACACUCCACUUUACUAAUGUGAAUUAGUCUGUCAAAAUGACUUAACUGUGACCAUCAUUUGAAAUGUCAGGUGAUAUCUCCACCCUUCAUUCAAAGUGAUGGGGAAGUAACAAGAAUGGUGUCACCUCGAGGCUGAGUCACAGUAUUUUCUACAGUGUAAUAUUAGAAAAAGGUAACAGAUGGACUGGAAUGGUUCCACUCCUACAGUAAAUGCGUAUUUUGUUGAAUUAGUGCCCAUGUAACUAAAAUGCCUGAGUCAGACCAGUUCAUCUUGUAAAUAUAUUUAGGGUUUAUACUGUAUUUAUUAAAUAUUUGCACUUCCUAUUCUCAUGAAAAGUAUUUAGUGCACAUGUACACUCCACAAUUUAAUAUUACCCGUUUUAAUUUGAAAGGCCACUUAAAAACUUUAUUGCAGUGUUGUCUAUUAAUCUUUUAAAUGUUUCUAUACCUCCUCACCUCCUACCCCCUUACUUCAUGUGCAAACCAAGCUGUAAUCUGUAAACACAGGGUAAAAGUUACCAAGGGAUCUAAGUUAUGUAGGUGCCUAUGUAUUGUCAAAAGCCCUUAAAUCACUUUAAUCCUUCUGAAAGUUUUAUCCAUGAGUGCUUAACUUGGUCUAUGAGAAUUCUGAUUCAGUGAGAUUUAUUCCUACAUGUAAAGUUAAGCAAGGUAUGUAAGUGUUUGUAGGAUCAAGGCCUGGUCUGCUUAGAGUUCCUUAUGAGUCCUGAAUAACUGUCAUCUUUACUUUUUUUUUUGAGCAUUUAUUUGGAAGAAGGUAAAAACUAUUGAUUCAAAACUUGGAGUUGGGGAAAAUGUGCCCCAACUGUGGCUCUCAACCUUAGUUUUGUUUUUUUUUAAAUACUUUUUUUUCAAGAUCUAAGAACAAAUGAGGCCAGUGAUGGAAAGCUUAGCCAGCCUGGAUCAGGCUUACCUCUCCUUCAUUAAGUGAGUAGGAAACUUUGUUAACCUCUGAAGGAGAAAAUCCUAGUUCCAUUGAUUUCAAUGGGCAUUGUGCCAGCGAGUGAAAUUCUGGCCCCUCUUGAAGUCAGUGGACUAGUAAGUGUGUCUGACUGAAUUAGACCCCACGGCAGAACAAAGUUUUCAGGAACAACGGUCACAUCUCCAAACAACAAAGUUCUCAUACCUACAUGUACCAGAUCUGUUUUCAUGCUUUGAAAAAAAUAAACUGAAUGUUUCCACUGUUUAAUCUGAAACCAAUCUUGCUAUUUUCUGGAGUAUUUAAUAUUAAUGUAACCUUUUAGUGUGGUGUUCUGCAGCUGUUUAAUGUGAACGUAGUAAAGAAAUGUGAUGCAGAUGGGAUAAGUGCAAUGAUAUUGUGGAAAUUCUUACUGCUUUAUGGCAUUGUGUCAUUCCAGCUCUUAAAUGAUUUUAGAGCACGCUGUUAUCCUCUUGUCUUGCUGAAAGGUGCUGCUUCCUCUGUGUUAAACACUCACAUUCACAGGGUUUUUUCCCUUGGUUGUAUAAAUUGUAUAUGUAGUGGCCAUGACAUCCUAGUGUUCAUUAUAUUCUAGUCAGAUGUUUUGUAUAGGCUUUUUCUUUAAAGUCCCUGCCACAGCCAGAAAUGGCACUCCAGUAUUUACGUUGGUGCCUAUACACGUCUUUGCCAUCAUACUUUUGACAUGAUGCAGAUUGUUGUAGGAAUAAUUUGUUAGUAGUUUUGCUUGACUGUACAGAUGUCAGUUUUCUCAUAUAGAAGAUGAUGCUGCAAAUUAAGAGAAGCUUGUAUUUUCCUCAUGAAUAUUCUUGUCUGACUCCUAUGCUAGUGUUUUCAUGGUAUACUGCAAGGAUUGGAAUGAUUUCUUUGGUGGAGGUAAAACAUUUUUGUUAACAGCCUCUUCUCGAGGGGAAUAGCUUUAAAUCAAAGUGAAAUCCAGCCCUCUAUGGAAUCAGCACAAGGCCUGUGCAACAAUUGUAUCCAGUUGAUCCUUGUUUGGGGAACUGGAGUGUUGCAUCAGCUUUGUGCUGGCUGCUGCAGUGAUAAGUAUCGGCCAGGCUCUCAAAGAUGGAAGGAGGGAUUUUUUUUUAAAAUAAAUUCAGUAUGUUGAAUUCUAGGAAGUAUAGUAGGCUAGUGUUUUCAGAAGGAGAGACAGGCUAUUAGGUGCCCACUGUCCAGUGAAAUUUAGUGGUACUAGGUAGUUAGCUGCCUCAAGUUUCUUCUGAAAAUACUUAUCUAAACCUUUUGCCAGUUGCACGUAUGGGCUGAAGGAGAAUUUGCAAUUUUUUUUUUUGGUAACACAUCCCACCAUCCAGGUGGAUUGUGGUUUCAGGUCCUAAAGAAAAUUGCUUCUGGCGGCCUAGCUGUGGUGGUCUUUCCACACCAUGGAAAAUCCUAUUCCAGAUUAGGAAGUCAGGCCCAUGUAUCUGAAUGGCACCCUGUAUGCCAGACAUCAGUUGUCCUUUCCCUUUUAAAUCCACUUAAGUGUAUGCAAGGUUUUUUUUGUGAACAGACUUUUCUAGAAAACAAUGGGAUAUGGUUUAUUUUCCCAAAAUAUUUUCUGCUCUGCAGUUGCUUACUGAUCUUUGCUCGUUGCUGGCAACAUGCUGAAAAAAGUAACUUUUGAAACUGGUUCGGUACAGCAGUAGAAUUGCUGUGUUAUCUAAAACUUUAUACCCACUACUUACUUUAGGAGCAGCAAGGCAGUUCAGCUGUACAGGUGUCUCCAUAAACUGUCAAUAGCAGCCAAUACUUUUGACUUUUUUUUAAAAACUUGACACAUGACUGUGCUAUUAACUAUUAGUAACAGUAGGUGGCGUAAGAAAUCAACCUUUUCAUGCCCAUCGAAAAGAUAGCUGAAAAUGUUGCCAAAUAAAGAAUUUUCAGUUGAUACAAAAUGAUCUAGUUAUUAGAUUUCCCCCCAAGGGUUUUAUUUACUUACCCAUUCUCUGUUGAUGGUGAUAAUGAUGUUCAAUCUUCCAAUAUGUACAUAUGUGUAUUGACAAAGAUACUUUGACUAUUGAUUUGAUUGUUAAUUUUGUAGAUACAUUUCUGUAUAAAAUGAAGUUUUUCAAGACAUGACUAUACAUUAUGUAUAUAGUGUACUUUGAAAUAAUAAACAUGAAAAUAUCUGAA
Caretta caretta (loggerhead turtle) is the source of this 7116-nucleotide messenger RNA. It is a transcript of the gene CCDC186, whose product is annotated as coiled-coil domain containing 186. The record is from RefSeq and is a predicted model, not a curated record. Gene Ontology annotation, molecular function: small GTPase binding. Gene Ontology annotation, biological process: vesicle cytoskeletal trafficking. Gene Ontology annotation, cellular component: trans-Golgi network. NCBI's taxonomy places the organism in Eukaryota, Metazoa, Chordata, Testudines, Cheloniidae.